Physcomitrium patens is the source of this 5819-nucleotide messenger RNA. Its product is annotated as histidine kinase 1. Gene Ontology annotation, molecular function: phosphorelay sensor kinase activity. The record is from RefSeq and is a predicted model, not a curated record. NCBI's taxonomy places the organism in Eukaryota, Viridiplantae, Streptophyta, Bryopsida, Funariales, Funariaceae. Gene Ontology annotation, biological process: phosphorelay signal transduction system; phosphorylation.
GGAAGAGGAGUGUCACUCGCGGAGUCGUGAAAUCCGGAGGCAUGAACUUGCCUGCUCUUAUGAAGCAUGCUCAGCUUUACGGUCUGAGCAGGCCGGGAAUAUCCAGGUUGAGCCAAGUCUUGGAGGAGUAAAUGCAACGCCAGCCAUGGACGUUGUUGCCAUUUAAAACCCACCUCGCUCUCGAUCGCGCUCUCUUUUCCCUUGCCCCGUCUCUCUUUCUCUCUGUCUCUGUCUAUCUCGAUUUACACUCCUAGCCCCGGAAUUUAACGGGUAAAGCGGACACCACAAGCUCCAGACGCUCGAAUGGCGACCAUACCCUCGUCGUGGUCGUCUCGGAUUCCUUUUCCUGCGCUCACCGUACACUUCUGAAAGUUGGAUGUCCUGGGAGGAGUAGUAAUAGGUCGAGAUGAAUGGCAGUUUAAGAGGUUUAGUUCUUUAAGUGUCAUGUGUGUUUUGUUUUGGUUUGCAGGUCUCCAUUGCUUAGCCAUUCUGCCUCUCCCUUCCCUUCUCUGACCCAGGAAGAUUCUGGUUUCUGGGAUUGUAGAGUGACUUGAAACCGGGGUGAAUUGUAUCGAAAGAAAAUCUUAGGGUUGAGUUGUAGCUCAUGCUGGUGACUUAGCGUAUUUUGUUGGUAAGCUUUUUUAGUUGUUUCUGUUUAUUGGCUUGCAUUAAGCUUUAGGUGUGUUCGUGCCAUUUUGUCAGUUUUAAGUCGCUAGAAUGCAAGCCACCAACUUUUAUUCUUGACUCGGAUUCUGCAGUUGCUUUCCUCUCUGUUAUGGGUCAGUCUCUUAGAAGUACACUUGUAGCCGAGUAAAGUGGUUUUUUUUUUUUUUUUUUUUUUUUUUUCCUUUUCUUCUACUGGGACGAAGUGCAGAUGAGCACCAGGCAUCCCCAGUAUUCUGUCUAUUACAAUUUGAUGCCAACGACAGGCUUCCAAGGAAUUUUUCUGGGUUACGGAUGUGGGAAGUUGAUUACACUGAAGGGGAAAGGAAACAGGGUUGCAGCAGAGCUUUUGUGAGAUUUGGGUAGGUCAUGAAGAAGGCUAGCGGGCAGAAAAUGACGAUUUUAGACGAUAUCAGGACGUGUUUCAAGUUGCCAAGAACGAAGGUCGAGGGCAGUAGGUUAGAGUUGAAUGCAGACGUUUCGAGACUAUUGCCUCCUGUGACCAUGUGUUUCCUACAUACCAAUUGUUGCGUGGGAGGUUUUUAGAACGAGAAAAGGUUUUCAGACGACUGGCUAUUGCAGGGUGAUGGCGCGUAGGACACUCACGGCAGGAAAGUUAUCAGUGACAGAGGAUGUUUUGCGCUCUAUUUCAUAGUGUAUGUAGACACGGGCUGUCUCUGGGAGUUCAAAAUGUUCAGGCUUGCGACAAUAUGGAACCUGCCCAAGGACAGGCAAGGGUCUUAUGGACCCUUGAAUCCCGAAAUGGAGCAAUUGCCACAUCCAAGUCGCAAUCUUACUGUCUCUCGUGUUGUCAUCAUGAUAACCGUGGCAGUCUUGGUGGGACUUCUUACUAUAAGCACCUGGUAUUUCACGCACAGUUAUCCAAAGAGUGCAGUUGCCAGUCUUUCGCAGUCCCUGCGUCUUGAAAUUCUGGAAAAUACAUCAGAACUUCUGGAUGAAAUAUUUUCAAUGAACACUUAUGGAUCAAUGGCCAUUGCAAAUCUCAUGGAGAAGAACUUUUUGGGGGACGACUUCAGCAAGGAUAAUUUCAACAGGAUCCGGGAGGCUUCUUGGGCAGUGUUCAAGGCUCUUCCAGUGGUGACUUCAUUAGGAGUAACUGCUGUCAAUGGGCUCACAGCAGUCUAUAACCGUGGGUUUAAAGAUGAAAUAGAAGGUUUCAAGGGAAAUUUCUGCCUUUACUCGAACGACACCAGUGGUGCACCAGUUUAUUACAAGGAGUAUGUGUCUGAGACGACUGGGAAUCCACUGGGUCCACCAUUAGUGCUGAAGUUUCCAAAUUCUCUCCAGGAUACGCCUUGGUUCCAGAAAGCAAUGUCUUACCCCGUUAACAAUCUCACUUGGACCAUCGGUCGGAGCUUAAUAAGUGGGCAGGCGUUCGUUCAGUGUGGAAUAUCGAAACAAGCAAGGACUACCAAUGAAGUGGCUCUAGUUCACUCAUCCUUGAGUGCUAUUGCCAUUAAUAGUUUUAUCGCAUCUCUGGAGUUGAAAGGGGGAAGUGUUUUUAUUGCGGACGAGCACGGAACUCUUUUGUUCUCAUCUGAGCCAACAGUCUGUGUUUUGAGCAAUAGAAGCGAGUGUGAGAACACUCCAUUGGAUAGGAAUUCGGUCUUGAACGAUGGAAAGUCAUUUCUUCAGAAUCGGGUUGGAUUGGCCAACUUGGUUAUGAGCGAAACACACGUAUCUGACGUAAUCUUGAAGGGCAAGCGGUAUUCGGUUGACAGUUGGCCAUACACGUUCAAGACAGUUAAGCUCUCCGUGGUGGUCAUGAUUCCAAGGCAUAGUUUCUGGGGUCCUAUGGAUUACUACACUCGCAUAACAUGGAUAUCGCUUCCCCUACUGUCCAUUGGCGUGGUCUUCAUUGGUUGUAGUCUUAUCUAUCUCCUGGUCGAACAAGUUCAGGCGGAAGAGAAACUGAGAGCAGAGAUUCUGAGGCAAGCUGAGGCCAAGCAUCGUGCAGAAGCUAGUAGAGAUGCAAAAACAAAUUUUCUUUCAAGUAUGAGUCAUGAGCUGAGAACGCCAAUGGCAUGCAUCAUAGGCCUCUUAGAUAUGCUUUUGAUGGAGAACCUCACCGUGGAACAUGAGGGGAGUAUUCGACAGAUCCACCGUUGUGCUACAUCUCUAGUUUCAUUGCUGAAUUCUGCUCUUGACAUUGCGAAGGUGGAAUCAGGAAAGUUGGUACUGGAGAAAGCAGAAUUCAAUCUAGAAGCGGAGCUCACUGCACUCAUCGAUGUCUUUUCUGUGCAAUGUGACAACAAGAACCUGUUCAUCUCUCUUGAUGUCGCAGAUGAUGUACCGAAGAGGGUAAUUGGUGACUCAGCACGAGUUAUGCAAGUCUUCACAAACCUUGUGGGAAAUAGCCUCAAAUUUACUUCCAAGGGUCGUAUUAUGGUGCGAGGUCGAAUUGCCAAUCCAGAAACUGAUGUAUCAGGGAGGUUGCAUCGACGAAGUUUUAGCCCAUUUUCACUCGAAAGAUACACUGAGGCGUCUAGUGCACCUGAUACAGUGGUCUUGGUCUUUGAGGUGGACGAUACCGGUCCAGGGAUUGAGCCUGCUUUGCGGGAGAAGAUUUUUGAAAACUUUGUGCAAGGAAAUGCUAGUACAACUCGCACGCAUGGUGGGACAGGCCUGGGCCUUGGUAUCGUGCGCUCUCUCGUUCAGCUCAUGGGUGGAAGCAUAAGGAUCGUUGAGAAAAGUGGUCCUGGAGUCGUUUUCCAGUUUUCGAUCUGCUUCCAGCGGGCUACAACAUGUGACUUUACUCCCUUCAGUUUACCUCCCUCGUACCAGGGUACUGAGAUUAUUGUUGGCAUUCCUGACGCUGACUGCAGAGGAGUUGCCUGCAAGUGGAUCACCAAAUUUGGUUUGAACGUUCAUCAAGUCGAGUCGUGGGAGCAGAUAUUAUUAUAUAUGAGGGCUCUCAAUGGGGGGUCUAGUGCGGGAAGUGGUAGAUCUGGGUUCUUUGAAAACCUGUUAUCAGAGCCCUCGGCAGAUGAUCAGCAACUUGCCAAUGCCCCACCUAGACGCUCGACAUGGUCACAGAGAUAUGAGUUUUGGAGAAGUUGGAAAGACAGUGAUGAAAGGCCAGCUACUGGACAAAUAAGGCAACUUAUGGUACUUGACACUAGCCUUUUACCCAGCGAUGUGAAAGCAGAUUACUUGGAGGAGUACCUUCAGGAAUCAGGGUUUUUCACCACUUCACCUACGAAGUAUCUAGAUGAGUUAGGGUUGAACAGCACAUUGGAGGUAAAUGAUAGACAGCGAAGAGAUCUCCAAGGGGACCUUUCUGUGGUAUGGGUCUGUGCGUCCAAUGUUCAUGAGCCCAUUAAAGCUGCCCUUCGUGCAGUUCGGAACUCAUUUUUAGUUAAAAGGCCUCUACAUACAGCUCGCCUCAAGGAGAUUUUUAAUCUAGUGUCUCGGGAGGGAGAUGUCCUGCCCGCCUUGGAAAUCCAACGCCCACAGGAACUUCAUGCCUCCAGCGUCAUCAAUUAUGCGAAGCAGCAGGAGUGGAACGAUCCUUAUGCGUGUGAUGCUGAGGUGUCACUAGCUCAAGAAGUAUCUCCUCGGCCAAUCCCCCCUGCAGUGAUGCAAGGAAGGAAUGUGCGGUACCGGCCAACCGCUACAAAGUCGGCUCCACUUGAAGAGAUAUCUUAUUCAGAAAUGGAAAUCAGACCAUCUGAUUCAUCUUCUCUAAGUUCAACUACAAUUAGCAAGCCCAUCAAAAAAAAUGUUCCGGUCCUUGCACAGCUCAACGGCAGGAGGAAUGGCGUUGCUAGUGCCCCUAAGCCUUUGGAGAAGCUUGAGAUUUUAGUGGCUGAAGAUACACCGCUGCUACGAAAGUUGGCUGUUGCUAUGUUGAAAAGAUUGGGGGCCAUAACUUUUGAGGCUUCAAAUGGACAGGAAGUUGUGGAAGCUGUAAUGGCACGUUUGCGAAAUGGCCAAGCUUCUUUUCAUUGUAUUUUGAUGGAUUGUCAGAUGCCUGUGAUGGAUGGCUAUGAAUCCUGCAAGGCAGUUCGAGAGUUUGAGAAGCAUUUUUCAGGCAGAACUGCUAUUGUGGCGCUGACAGCAAAUGCAAUGGCCAGCGACGAGCGGAAGUGCUUGAAUGCUGGAAUGGACGCAUUUCUUACCAAACCCAUCGAUCAAGAAUAUAUGGUUCAGAUAAUCCUUCGGACUGUGAACACUGGUACUAGUGCUGUGGAUUCACCCCAGACGAGUUCCACCACUGGGAGCACGUCUGACCCUCAGGCUAGCUCUUGAUGCGUUCAAGAGAAGAAACCAUCCUGUUCUAUCGCUCUGCUUGUUGUAUCUCCGGAGACGGCCUGAGCACAUACCACAGAGACCACUGAAAUGGGUUUGUGAGCUUUAUUGGAAACGACUUUGCUGGGAUGACUUUUCAACGCCUUAUCCCCCAAUUUGGAGAGUGUCAGUCCAGAAAAGAUUGUGCAAACAGAUGUCUUCAACAACGAUUUCAAAAAAGAAAAAAGAAAAACUUGAUGUGGUUUGGUUCCCCUCGAUUUGCUUGUACUUCUACACGCAUAGACGGCGAACAUGAUGUUCUGUCCAAGACUCCACGCCAGCAGUUCCUUGUGCACGAUGAAGGAGAUCACUCAGAAUGCAUUCAGAUUAGAGGUACUUUGCCGAUUUCUAGAUGUUUGAUUUCUUUUGCAAUCCUUAGUGUUGUGAGCCUUUGGUUUUCAUACAGAUUGUGGCCAAGGAUUGUAUCGAUUUUUCUUGCAGUGGGUUACACACAGUUGGCACUACCUGCGAGGGGAAUGUAUACCCCUCGUCUAUGUAUUUUAGGCCCACUGGGCAUUACCAGACGGUGCACUAUUUUUGCUGCCGUGAGGACAAGCCUUCAGUAGCAUAGUAGAAUACCAAAUGAUACCCUACCAUGUACUUGGAUUUGCGUCGCUCUUCGUAGAACCCUUCCUUUUCCAUUGUUUCUGUCGAGCCUAGUGUAGUUCUACGUUUAGAUAGAAUAGUUCCUGAGGCGCAGCUCCGCUUAGUGUUGUGUUCGAAAUUAGUUUCAUUCAUGUAAAGGAGACCAUCUCCUCGGAUCAGGCGGCAUGGCUUCCUUCCAAUGCCAUCUACUGUGGAAUGCAUGAUGAUAGGCUGGUUGUCUUCUUCCUCCUUCAACCUAA